AUGGCUGAACAAGAACGGACCAUAGUUACUCACUACAACCUGCCAGAUCCCUCUCCGAAGGAGUGGCCCAAAGAGCUGGAUGAGAGUGACGACGAUGAUAUCGCAGACGCGGUUGGAAUUAGGCGUUCCCGCUCCCGAUAUUCCGCCCUCGAGAGGAGUGCGAGCGAGAGGAAGAGUCUGAUCCCGGGAUCGCAACGGACUGGAGACGGCCGAGCGAACCUGGUGCAGAAGGACGAACCUGAUCCUCUGGGCGUUCACCCGAGUGUUCUGAACGUGUUGAGGACUGAUGGUCUACCCGUCGAACAAGACCCACGACUGCGGAACAAGUUCAUGCUGUCAUCGACUACGUUUUCUCCUGGCAUCUUUCUCUCCCAGAUUCAUAAGGACGCAACUACGGAUGACCUGCUACGAGGAUUGCAGUACUUGUCUCGAUCAAUCGAUCAAAAGUCUGCUUCCCUUAAAGUCUUGGUUGAGACAAACUUCGAGCGCUUCGUGCGAGCUAAAGCCACGAUUGACAAUGUCUACACCGAGAUGCGAAACCAAGGCAUGGAGACACCUCCGUCUCCACGGCAUUCCCGACGCACAAGUGGCAUUCACUUCCGCAACGUCAGCAGUGGCAGUGCCGCCGGCAUGAGUGCCCCUGCUCGUCCACCCAGCAAGAACGCCCUUCGCAAAGAGACAGAGUUUGGCGUGCAAGGCAUCAAAGGCCCUCUUCUGGAAGUGUCGCAAAAGGCUGAGGAGGUAUGGGGCCCGGCUUUGGGCGGCAAGGAACGUGAGGCAAAUCUGAAAGCGAUAGUGGAAGCUAUUGCGAGUGAUCAUGCUCUGUACGAAUUGGGCUCCAACCUCGGCCAGGCCAUCAAGCAAAAGGAUUACGACAAAGCUAUCGAGCUCUACAACACCGCUCGGCGAUACGUUGCCGAGGCCAAGGCACUUAGCGAUAGGGUGGUUCAACAAGGUCGCACGCUAUCCGAUGACGAAGUGCAUAGAAUCGUUGCCAUAGGAAGAAUGUGGAACGACGCAGAUGAACAAGUCAAGAGUCUGAAGAGAGAUAUCUGGCGGAAACUGUCCAACAUUCCAGCCACCUCACUCCUCCCAAGCGCAUUCCAUGCGGAAGAACAUAUGGAACUCAUCAAUGUGCUAUUGCAACUGGGUGUUGAGGAGAGCCCGAUCUGGGUGUAUUUACUUAGUCGUUAUGACGCCCUUAAAAACAAGAUUGCGGCAGUAGUGGAAAGGUCCAAGAUCGAGAUCGAGAUUUUGCGUCGUCGGCUGGCUUCUGCGGAGCCUCCGUCAUCUCAAACAGUGGCUGCUUUCCUGCGAGAGGCUUCUAGGGACCGACCAGACGCUCUCGACAGCGGCGACGUCUCCGACUUCUGGAACUGUAUUCUCGCCUAUGUCACCAAGCUAUUGUCAUUGUCUAGUGGCUUACUUGGUGAAGUGGUUGACUUUUGGGAGUCGGCCCAAGGCUUCAUUGACGGCAGCAAACAGAAAACGCUAUCGGUGGGGUUCGAAGGGGAGAGCAGCAAGCACCACCAACUAUCCGAAACCGAAAUCAACGGACUGCGCAGCGGAGCAAUCGACUUGGUGAGCCAGCUGAGGGAUGCCGUCUUUUCACUCUUCGCAGAACCCCCGACCGAGGAUAUUUCGUCUCUUUUCUCGCCGGCCCCUGGGUCUGCGGAAACGCCCACCACUCCGCUCACAGGAGCAGCCUUUUCACCCACUGAUGGGCGCAUUGGCAGACUUGAUCCUCAGAACCUGCCUGCAGCAGCGGCAAAGAAAGGCGAACCUUGGGAAGAUUUCGCGUUCUGGCCUCCUUACUCCAACGCCCUUAGUGCAGUUCAAUACCUUGAGAAGAUCCUGACGCUUGUCGGAACCGCGGCGGGCGAAAUGGUGACCUUGGGCCCUGUGACUAACAACAACACCAUGUACGAAAAGAUCAAAGUAAUGAUCGGAGGGGCUCGCGAACGGUGUAUGCGUGCUGUUUGCGAAGCUUGGAGCAAGGAUGCCGAGAGUUGCAAGUCCUUGGAAGACUGGGUCAGGGCCCCAGAAAAGCGCGACCAGACACGCAUGCCUUUGUAUUUCGAGGCCUUUGAGAGGAAGGUCUUGCUAGGCAUGCAGCAGGUGUUGUAUUUCUCAACUACAACGACCAAACCAGGGAGCCGGGACAUCAUCACGCCGCCGCCGUCAAAAUUGUUGCAGAUGGUACGGACCCAAUUCGUGAGCAGCGUGUACAAGGCGGUCAGCGGCAUGCUCGAGAAUGCCGAAGCGCCAACAGAAGGCGACGAGGAUGACUGGGUCCUGGUGACGAGCCUCAGCUCUGUCAUUGAGGGGGCCUCCCCGGCUGAAAUCAUCACGCAAGAUGCCAUCAACGCUUCUAGCCGCAAUGUCCGGAUGUUGUUGACCAUGUCGAACCUGAAAGCCUUGCGGAAUGAGUAUGUGCCAUCACUCAUUCAGGUCUUCGAGUCCUCCUUUUCCGUCAAAUUGGCCGACGAGUCCAAGACUAUCCGAGACGUGUUCGGCCAGAUCGAUGCAAAGUUAUUCCACUCUUACACACGGCCUACGGUUGCACAGUUGACGAAGACCAUCGGAGAAGGCAUUAACUCACCAAUGUGGGCACCAACUACAGCAAGGCCAGACCAAGUCAGACCGUAUGUCUAUUCGACGCUCAUGACCCUUGUCAUGGUGCAUACAGAAGUCUCGACUACGGUGUCGAAUGCCGGCGCCAGUAGCCCUCUUCUCAGUGAGAUCCUGUCUUAUCUGCUCGAAAACGUCUCACAAGCACUUCUUGAUGGAUUCAAGGGGCGGAAACCAAACACUUACACCUUGCCUGCCUUGAUGCAGGCAACCCUAGAUACGGAGUUCAUCGCACAAACAAUGACGAGCUAUGCCACUUCCAAGGCCGGAGAGAUCCAGGGUCAGAUCUACACUGAGUUGGACAAGCGGACAACGAAUGAGGCGAGAACACGUCUGCAACAGGAACUGGGCGACAUGCGUGUCGUGUUGAAAAAGCUGCGAGAAGGUAGUCGGAACACCUUUAGUUGUUUCAGGAGACAGAGGCACUCGGACAAGGACCGUGGUCGAUCAGAGAAGAAGACGAGCGGGACGUAA
This is a messenger RNA of Capronia epimyces CBS 606.96, 3105 nucleotides long. RefSeq lists its product as uncharacterized. Gene Ontology annotation, cellular component: exocyst. Gene Ontology annotation, biological process: exocytosis; Golgi to plasma membrane transport. The transcript has a single exon. NCBI's taxonomy places the organism in Eukaryota, Fungi, Ascomycota, Eurotiomycetes, Chaetothyriales, Herpotrichiellaceae. The record is from RefSeq and is a predicted model, not a curated record. The coding region runs from base 1 to 3105 and encodes 1034 amino acids.